This is a messenger RNA of Exaiptasia diaphana, 3595 nucleotides long. Its product is annotated as armadillo repeat-containing protein 4. The record is from RefSeq and is a predicted model, not a curated record. Gene Ontology annotation, molecular function: protein binding. The transcript is spliced from 21 exons. The coding region runs from base 440 to 2854 and encodes 804 amino acids. NCBI's taxonomy places the organism in Eukaryota, Metazoa, Cnidaria, Anthozoa, Actiniaria, Aiptasiidae.
GCCCCCCGUUGCAAAGCAAUAUUUCAUAAGURAUUUCAAGAUGCUUGGCUUGCGAUUUUAACUCGAAUGAGGAGGAAUUUCUCUGAGAAGAUUCAUAAGAAUUACAAUGUUGUUACUGUUUUUUUUUUUUAAUUCAAAAGUCACCUGCAAUAUUUAUAAGAURAAAGAGCCUUUUCGUGAAUUUAUAUUGCGCUAAAUCACCUGUCYGGCCUAGACAAGAAGUAACCAUAACAACAACUGUUGUUGAACUAAGAGGAAAUUACCAGAAAAGCUCAGAUAUUUGSGAUACAGUAUUCCAAGGGGAUUAUUCCAGCCACAUCACUCGAAGGCAACGUAUUUUGGUUGUUAAUAUAACACCGAGCGCUCUUCAAAUUUGAAAAAACCACGGUCCCAGGGACUAAAGUCACUGAGAAAAGAAUCCUGGAGUUUUACCUCUGACAUGGAAACAGCGCAUAACGACGAGACGCCAAUAGSCGAAUCUGAAAACAAAGACACACAAUCUGUACAGAAAGAGGAUUCCUUCAUAAAGAAAUAUUUAAGUGAAAGUUCUGGUGAUGAAGAGGUUGCUAAGAGWSAAGACGAAAAGCAGAAGACCGAAGRAGARACAAGAAAAUCUAAAGAUAUGAARAAGCCAAAACAGGGAUCGAAUCCUGAUGAAAACAAGGAAAAAGGGAAACCAAAGACAGAUUCUUCAAAGAAGAAACAAACUGAAGAAAAACGAAAAAAUAAAACCAAUCGAGAGAUCAAGAGAAACAGUAGGCGUGAACCUUCAACAAAAUGGAAAAACCUUCGGCUCUUUGACGACGAAAGCGAUGAAGAGAUAAAACCACAGAAACAGACACCAAAGCCAAAAAGCGUCGAAAAAAGAGCCAGUCGAAGGAUGACGAUGAUUGAACGAAGAGCUACGAUAGCAGCCCGACCUGAAUCCGAGUACAGCGAGAGCUCGACGGAAAGCGAUGAAGAUGACGAACGAGUGAUGGACGGAAAGAUUAAUGCAGCUGAUCUUCCAUCGGAGUACUGGCAAAUACAAAGAAUGGUGAGAUUUUUAAAGAUUGGAAAUCCCACGGCGACUGUUCUGUGUCUUUGCGCMUUAAAAGACUUCAAUCUAACACAAGAAAUGAGUCAAAUGGCCAUCCGAGAAGUCAACGGUCUUCAAGUCUUGAUCAAUCUGCUUAAAACAGACGAUCACCGGUGUAAAAUWGGCUCGUUGAAUCUACUUCUACCUCUUACUACGAACAGCAAGUACAACAUCAAUACAAUCAUCAGAUUGGGUGGUGUYCCAGUUGUAAUUGAGCUUGUUACUACUGGUGGUCAAGAAAUCCAAGGAUUAGCAGCUGCAACUCUUGCUAACCUAGCGCGAUCAAGUAAAGCUAGAAACAUCUUAAGAAGAUGUGGGGGCAUCAAGAAGAUGGUUGAUCUUCUAAACGUGGAGGCGGAGAAAGGAAGACGAAAGCAAUCCAAAUCGCACGAACAACAGACACUCGACAUGGAAGUUGCUCGGUGUGCUGCGCUUGCGCUGUGGAGUUGUAGUAAAAGCAGGAACAAUAGAACGGCGAUAUUUAAAGCUGGUAGUGUACCUCUCUUAGCAGAGUUAAUUAAGAUUGACAAGGAAGACAUCUUGAUCCCUAUUGUAGGACUGAUGCAAGAAUGCGCUAUCGAGCCACGUUACCGUCAAGCAUUUCAACAGGAGCACAUGAUAGAAGUAAUCGUUCGACACCUAAAAACAGAGAAUGAAGAGCUACAAACGUACUGUGCAAAUGCGAUAUUCAAGUGUUCUGAAGACGAGGAGACGCGUCAGGUGGUCAGACAAUAUGGCGGUCUUGAACCUCUCGUCAGUCUCGUCUCACAAUCACAUAACAAGAAACUUUUAGCUGCGGCUACAGGAGCGAUAUGGAAAUGUUCAGUCAGUCUAGAGAACGCUGAAAGAUUUCUUGACUACAGCAUUGUGGAAUCGCUCACCAAAUUUCUUCAAAAUCCCGAUGAUCCUCAGCCAGAAGAGGUUCAAAUCCACAUUGUUGGUGCUUUGAGUGAAUUUGCCAAAGUCGAGCGAGGAAGAAGAGAAAUCCUUGCAUGUAAGGGUUGCAGAACGCUGAUUGCCUUGUCUUCCACAACCAAUGAGAAGCUGGUGGAGCAAACGUCUUACGCUAUUGCCGCUUGCUCUAAAGACCGAGAGAGCAGAGAUCUAAUGAAUAAUCUUGACGGAUUGAGAUUCCUGUGGUCAUUGUUAAAAUCAAAUAAUCCAAAGGUAGUCGCUAGUGCCGCCUGGGGGAUAUACGGUUUAACAGAGGACUCACCGGAAGCAUGGGAGAACGCACGAUCGUUCGUUGGAGGUCUAGAGCUCAUCGUGACCCUGCUAAAAUCAAACAACAUUGAGAUUUUGACUAGUACGUGUGCAGCCAUUUCCAACAUCGCCAAAGACUAUGAGAACAUUGGAGUAUUAACAGAUUAUGGUGUAGUUCCUUUACUCGCUCAUAUGACAAAUACGGAUAACGUGAAUUUGCGUCGCCAUCUCGCAGAAGCUAUCGCCAGGUGCAGUCAAUGGGGAAACAAUGCCGAGAUGUUUUGUCACGAGGGAGCUGUUCAUGCUAUGGUUGAAUACCUCAGUUUCAAUGACGUAAUUCUAAAACGGUCAGCGGUUCGUGCACUUUUCCAGUUAGCCAGAAAUCCAGAAAGUUGUAUUAUCAUGCAUAGUCAAGGAGUCGUCAAGUCACUAGUAAAGAUGGUAGGGUCAAGAGACGAAGCUCUACAAGAAGCAGCUGCUGGUUGCUUACUUUUCAUCAGAAAACUUGCCAUGGCAAACGCUAAAGCACAAGCUAACGAAGACAACCGAGUUUCUUCUCCUGGUGCAGGCUGAAUGUCAAAUACUACUUUGAAUUGAAUGUGCUUUUAUAUUACUGUAUUUGAAUAAAUAAAAAACUCCAUUUGUAGUGAAUACGACCUUACUCCCUCGGAUGGUAUCAAGUGUUUCCCAUAAUGCCUUUCGUACCUAAGCUAAUAACAUAAUCUUUUCGAUAUUUAAUUAUUCUUUUUCUGACGUUUUUCAAUCCCAUUGUGUAUCUCGUCAAAUUCAUUUGGGAAAAUUACUAUUAUAUAUACGGGUUACUACGAAAAAAAGUAUUAUAACACUGACACCGACCGUCUUACUUAGGAUGAAAAGGAAUGCGUACCUUUCAAGAUGGCGCAGGGAACCGUGGGUGAAGGAGACUAUUUCGGUCUGACAAGGGCGUCCUCAAAAUACAACACAAACAAACUAUGAAAAUAUAUUUUAUUCAAUUGAGAGGGUAUUAUUCAAGACAUAUCAAUCUUCCUUCUAUCAAUAUCUGAUAUGCUUUAAACUAGUCUUCAUCCAUUUUCUCUAUCAAUAAAUAAACUAUUAAAUAAUCUAGAUUCACUAGAUCUAGUGGAUUUAGGAAAUACUUUCCAUUUUUGUCUAUUUUUCAGAAGUUCUACUUCAAUAGGUCGCUUAGAAUGUUGGGAGAUUGGGGCGAGUGUUGAUUUAUUUACGUAACAGAGCCGACACACCAAAUCCGUGAAUCAUUGAUUCAUUGAUGGUAAAUCAUUGAUGGUAAUUCCUUUGUUUCCAACAUUGAAGUCA